AUGAAGCUUUUUUACAUGUUCUUGAUGAAUCUCCUAUUGUUUAUUACUCUCACACAAUCAACAUCAUCAUCAUCAUGCAACAUUGAAAACCAGAAUCUUAUAUCAAAGGCUUUCCAAUCUGUCUCUGGAUUCAACUCUUCAUUCUUCCAAACAAAAGGCUCCUUCAUCUGUUCAAACGGUGAGAAUGAGAUUAACAUCAUAAACCUUCCAUCCAAAAACCUAACCGGAAACAUCUCAUGGAGAUACCUUAAAAACAUGACAACCUUAAAGUUUCUCGAUCUCUCCGAAAAUUGUCUACAAGGUCAAGUCCCAAACUGGUUCUGGAAAACCACUUCAUCAAGUUUACAAACAGUGAAUCUCUCCAACAACAGAUUCGGUGGAAGCAUUGCAUUCCAAAUGAAACCCUUUUCAUCGUCACUACAAAAUCUCAAUCUCUCAAACAACAGAUUCACAAACCAGGUUCAUCUUUCAUCUUUUCAAAACCUUAAAAUCCUCGACCUUUCCAACAACAACCUCAACACUUUACCUUCGGGGAUUCAAAACCUCACGAAACUCAACCACCUCGAUCUCUCGAACUGUAACAUCAAAGCAAACAUAAAACCCAUUUCUCAUCUCACUUCACUCUCUUUCUUAAACCUCUCGAACAAUACCUUAAACGGUACUUUCCCUUAUGACUUUCCAUCUCUCGACAACCUUAAAUUCCUCAACAUCUCAAACAACAACUUCAAAUCUUCAUCUCCAUUAUCAAAACUAAUCAAAAGAUUCGGAACAUCAUCGUUCAUUCACGCAGUUUCCUCAGUUUCAACAUCCAUUCUUGUCAUAUUAUCCAUAUUAGCAAUCUUUGGUUACAGAAAAAAACGUCAACAAGCAAAAAAGAACAAAUGGGCAAUCUCAAUAUCAAAACCAGUGAUUGGAUCAACAACAACCCUCAAAUCAGGACCGUUCGAAUUCGAAACAGAAUCCGGAACGUCAUGGGUGGCUGAUCUGAAAGAACCAUCUUCUGCAGCAGUUGUAAUGUUCGAGAAACCAUUGAUGAACAUCACGUUCGUUGAUCUCAUGACUGCCACAUCAUACUUCGGAAAAGAUUCACAGCUUGCUGAAGGUAGAUGUGGGCCCGUUUACCGUGCGGUUUUACCUGGCGACAUACACGUGGCAAUCAAGGUUCUUGAAAAUGCGAGAGACGUUGAUCAUGAUGACUCUGUCGCAACUUUCCUUGACUUGUCUCAGCUUAAACAUCCCAAUCUUUUGCCUCUUUCCGGCUACUGUAUUGCAGGGAAGGAGAAGCUAGUUUUGUAUGAGUUUAUGUCAAACGGAGAUUUAGGCCGGUGGCUACAAGAGUUACCGACGGGAGAGACUAAUGUGGAAGAUUGGAGCACUGACACAUGGGAGAUUCAAAAUGGCGUCGGCUCGCGGACCCCUUCACCAGAGAAAAUGGGGUGGCCGACGCGACAUCGCAUAGCGAUAGGUGUAGCGCGUGGUUUAGCAUUUCUCCACCAUGCAGGGUCAAAGCCCGUCGUCCACGGGCAUCUGGUGACAUCGAACGUCCUCCUCGCCGAUGACUUCGAGCCGCGAAUAGCUGAUUUUGGGUUCAGAAAAUUCGGGCAACAAUGUCCUCCAAAUUGUAGUACUGAGACGGACGUGUAUUGCUUUGGUGUGGUGCUUAUGGAGCUUCUAACAGGGAAGCCUGGUACCGCGGAGACGGUUGUUUGGGUGAGGAAGCUUGUAAGAGAGGGUUAUGGAGUGAGGGCGCUUGAUGACAGGAUCAAAUUUGGUGGUGGUGACUCAGAGAGUCAAAUGGUGGAGAGUCUCCGAGUUGCGUAUCUUUGUACUGCUGAGUCGCCGGGGAAGAGGCCCACAAUGCAGCAAGUUUUGGGGCUUCUCAAAGAUAUUCAUCCUAGGGCUAGACUCGAAUGA
Messenger RNA from Vicia faba (fava bean), 1914 nucleotides. NCBI's taxonomy places the organism in Eukaryota, Viridiplantae, Streptophyta, Magnoliopsida, Fabales, Fabaceae. The record is from the annotation of a GenBank genome assembly.